Molecule: messenger RNA, 764 nt
Organism: Sodiomyces alkalinus F11
Lineage: Eukaryota; Fungi; Ascomycota; Sordariomycetes; Glomerellales; Plectosphaerellaceae
Exons: 1
Coding region: 116-652 (178 amino acids)
Source: RefSeq, a predicted model, not a curated record
GGUGGCAUUAUUCUAAUAACAACCUGUCUCUCUCAUCCGUCUUCGACUUCAUCUACCUCUACCUCUACCGUCUGCUUUGGGUCAAGCCAAGCCAAUUUGUUUACCUUCCGGGGUCAUGAAUUCCAGACAUGAAUGCAACGGCAUAUGUAUAACAUUGAAGAUAAAAGGAAGAGGGGGGAAAAAUGCGUCCAGUGAUGGCUUCUUCUCGGCCAACGACCCACGACUCGUCCAACCAGGUUUCCGUAGAGUCCGUAUUAGUGGAAUUAAUGCCUAUCUUCCCCAUAGGCCAGCACACUGCCCAGCCACCAAGCACGCCCUAACCCCUGUCCGUCCACCACAUCCCCAUCCCCAUCCUUAUCCCCAUCCUUAUCCUUCGACCCCUCCCCCUCCUUGUCCAACAAACCUAGUCACCUGUUCACUUCUCCUGUCCCGGACGCCGGACGUCAAGCUCUCACCAUCUCCACCAUCUUGUUCUCGUAUACGUGUGCACGAUUCACAGUGCACACAUGACAGGCGGCGUCGUCGAGGACAUGCAAGCAGCUCGAUCCUCUUCCCUCGCGCAUUCGUCCUGACUUUUUCGAGCGACGACGGUCAAUCAGUAUCGCCAUCUUCGCCCUUCACCUCUAUGCUCUUCCUCUCCUCCGCCCAUUGAAAUCAGACACCAUGAUCUCGCCGACACCACCCCGUCUGCUCAGGGCCCUCCUGACCGUCAUCGCCCUGCAAUCGACCUCCGUCGCCUCCAUCUGGAUCUCCGUCGACGCCGA